GUUGUUUUGUGGAAAGAAGAUUUCGAUUUACGAUUUAAGAUCUGAAACAGAGACUCUGAGAUAUGGGACUAUCAUCUACUGGCAACAAGGCUGAGCUUAUGAGAAGAUAUGUAGACGCGGGAGCAGCAGAUAUAGAAGCAAGGUUACCGUAGCCAGUAAGUGCAUCAAAUAUUGUGCCGCAUGAAAUGGAAGUUUUGCGUCGUGAAAAAGAACUAGCAGAACGUCAGCUCCGACUACUGCAAAGAGAAGUGGAUCUAAUACGCGCUAAUCAAGGGGGUAACAGCGACAGCUAUAAUGUUCGUCGCGGCACUAAGUUAAUAGAUGUGAAGGAUCUGAUAGGAGAAUUUGACAGAAACGUCAUGAAUUAUGAUGUUUGGGAGAAACAAAUAAACUUUCUAGUCCGCAAAUAUAGUUUAGACAAUUUGGAGAUAAAAGCAAUAAUCUGCAACAAGUUACGAAAGGAAAAUCGUAAACCGGAGGAGAUCCAGAGGAGCUGUUAUAAUUGCAACGAAGAGAGACACUGUGCCUUUAACUGUAAACGUCCGAAAUGCGAGAAGAGUUAGUAUUUUCGUUGUAGAGAACAAGGUCACCAGGUCAGUCAAUGCAGCAUACCUAAAGAAGAAAUAAGUUACGUCGGUUAGCAGUCAGAAGACGAAUUUUAUCGGACGCUUCAGGUUCAAAUUUAUCCAAACGGAAACGAUUACAUCGAAAAUUUUUUUGAUUGAC
This is a messenger RNA of Trachymyrmex septentrionalis, 726 nucleotides long. RefSeq lists its product as uncharacterized. NCBI's taxonomy places the organism in Eukaryota, Metazoa, Arthropoda, Insecta, Hymenoptera, Formicidae. The coding region runs from base 186 to 563 and encodes 125 amino acids. The transcript has 4 exons. The record is from RefSeq and is a predicted model, not a curated record.